UGAUGGAAUCUUGAGACUGCUGCUAUCGAGAGGAGCAGACGUGACUCUCAGUAACAGAAAUGGUUGGAACAGUCUCCUCCUGGCUAGUCGUCAGGGUCAUGUGUCGACUGUGAAAUAUCUGUUAUCACUGGACGUUUGUGAUAUCAAUAGGAGAGGCGGAUUGUAUAAGCAAACACCAGUUAUGGUUGCUGCUAAAAGUGGACAUUUUGAUGUAUAUGAUCUUUUAGUCCGUAAAGGAGUUGAUCUCUCGCUCGUUGAUGAUGACAAAGUAGACAGCCUGAUGUUGGCUUGUGAGGGUGGAAAUCCAGCUAUUGUGAAACACCUCCUAUCGCUAAAACAAUUUGACGUCAACAAAAGAGGAGUUCAUAGCAUGACAGCAAUCAUGAUUGCAACCGAAAAAGGAAAUUACGAUGUUUUUAAACUUCUUUUGUCAGAAGGAGCUGAUCUGUCCCUUCUCCUCAGAUUCAACCUAAACUGUCUGAUGUUGGCAUGCAAGGGAGGUAAUGUACAAAUAGUGAAACACUUGCUUUCUAUGAAAACCUUUGCAAUCAACAGAAGAGGCGGAUGGCAUGAAGAAACAUCUAUUAUGAUGGCAGCUGAAAGUGGACACUUUGACGUCUAUGCACUCCUUGUAUCCGAAGGCGCUGAAGUCUCACCAGAUAUUGGUGACAGAGGAGACUGUCUGAUGCUGGCAUGUUAUGGGGGGAAUGUGUCCAUAGUGAAACAUAUCCUGUCACUGAAAACAUUCAACGUCAAUAGAAGAUCAGGGUUGAGUAAUGAGACGCCACUUAUGGCUGCAAUCAUGGAAGGCCAUUUCAGUAUUUAUACCCAUCUUGUGUCAGAGGGAGCUGAUCUGACAGUUAUGAAUGACUACAGGACAAAUAUGUUGAUGCUGGCAUGCGUGGGGGGUAACCUGUCUAUCGUCAAGCAUCUUCUUGCCAUGAAAAUCUUUGACAUCAACAGCAAAGGAGGGCCAGAUAACAUGAGUGCGGUUCUGUUUGCAGCAGAAAAUGGACACUCUGAUGUUUUCGAUGUCCUUGUAUCAGAGGGCGCUGAUCUCUCAGGUACUCAACGAUACAACAAAAACUGUUUAAUGGUGGCAUGCACCAGUGGUAAUGUGAAUAUAGUUAAACAUCUUCUAUCAACCAAGUUGUUUGAUAUAAACGAAAGAGGCGGAUGGAACACCGCGACGCCAGUGAUGAUGGCUGCUAGACGAGGACACUACGAUGUUUAUCAUCUCCUUGUGACACAAGGUGCUGACCUUUCCCUAACGGACGUCGACAGCCAGGACAUUCUCAUGGUGGCGUGUAAAGGUGGUAAUCUGUCUAUCAUCAAACAUCUCUUUUCUCUGAAAGAUAUAGACGUAAACAGACGGGGAGGACACAAACGCCAAACUCCCAUUAUGUUGGCUGCUGAAAAUGGAAAUGUUUCUGUUUUUGAUCUUCUGGUGUCUGAAGGUGCUGAUCUCACACUUUCUGAUGUGGACGACAGAAACUGUUUGAUGCUGGCGUGCUACGGUGGAAACCUGUCCAUUGUGAAACAUCUCCUCUCUUUGAAAACAUUCGACUUCAACAGAAGAGGAGGGAAGUACAACCAAACACCACUUAUGGUGGCAAGUGAACGGCAACAUCAUCGUGUUUAUGCUCUUCUUGUGUCAGAGGGAGCAGAUCUGUCAUGUUUAUCUGGGAAUCCUGACCGUCACUGAAAGUAGGAAUGUGGUCAUCUUUAAACAAUCUUGAUUUUAUGAAUGGUUGACCAGACGUUGCUCUAACAUACACCAUAAAACCAUUUCACUGAUGUUAAAGCACCAUAUUAAACAUCACUGACACUAGGUGUGUACGUAUAGCUUUGAAUCACUUCUCAUGCUCAUUGGUUCAGUCAUAACACGAGGUGGGACACAAGAGUGCCGAUCACACAUUGUACCAAUGUCGAGAACCAGACCUGCACAUGGGCAUUCGACGUUAGGGACGAAUACUGCAACCACUUGCUGUACUGAAUGCUACCUCACUAAUGUUAUGUGUGGUUAACUGAACGUUGAACUAAGCGACACCACAAAUUUGAAAACUAAUUUGAAAAUAAUUUGUAAAGUUGAAUGGUUUUUUGCAUGUGCUUUUUGAAAUUUUGUUAAAAUUCAGUGAAAUACGGACGUCUCCGAAAGAGAUUGUAAAUUGUCACACAAAUCCGGUGAUUCACCAUGACAACCCAUGCUGGGGAAUUUCAUAGUUACCCAGUGGAAUGACUGGUGCUCAGAUCUUAUGUCGUGUGAUGUUUAUUCACAUGCGUCUCAUAGAAAUCCUGGA
Haliotis rubra (blacklip abalone) is the source of this 2300-nucleotide messenger RNA. Its product is annotated as ankyrin repeat and KH domain-containing protein mask-like. Bases 182 to 1705 code for a protein of 507 amino acids. Gene Ontology annotation, molecular function: protein binding. The record is from RefSeq and is a predicted model, not a curated record. NCBI's taxonomy places the organism in Eukaryota, Metazoa, Mollusca, Gastropoda, Lepetellida, Haliotidae. The transcript has a single exon.